AUGAACAGCCUUUUCAUUGAAUCUCCGGAGGACAAUGAUGCUAGUCCGUCCACCGAAAGCAGUCUUGUCAUUAUCGAAGACUACUUUGACCGACCGCCCCCCUUGAGACCAGGGGAGUACUGUGGCAGCCGUGAGUGGGAGAUACUCAACUCAUCCAGCAAAGGUGCAAGAACAAGCCAGCUAGUCGCUGCGCUAGACAUCGUCACAGACAUACUCGAUAAGGAAAACAUCCCUUCCGCUGUCAUGGGAGGUUUCUCUCUCCAACUUCGGGGAAUGCAGGGUGUUCGUCAGAAUGUUGACUUGGCAGUCCCGUUAUCCUUGCUCAACAUUGACGAGAGCGCAUGGCUCGCCGUCUUCAAGGACGAGCUGAGGAUCCUUCGGCCAUCGGUGUUUCUGUCAGGUGUCAAAGAUAUGACACGCAAGACCCUUUUUGUGCAAGUCGGUGAUCUCGAUAACGACGACAACGCUGCGCAUUGGGUACGAGUCGAUCUCCGGUUUGUCGGCCAUGAGCACUCACCCGACACGAACCUUGAUCAAAGCCUUCUGCCAGUACCCGAGGAGUUUGAACAGGAAAGGGAUCUCGUUUCCUCGCCCCUCUCAUCCGAGAAGCAGUACAACUGCCUGAAGCUUGGAUACCUCUUGCAUGACAAGCUUUGCAUGAUCAAGAGCUCUUCCACCGAGCGAGAGCUUGCCGAUGUGACAUACAUCCUCUCUGGACACCUGGCAGAAGUGGGUGAUGUUAGGUGGAUUGACAUGGGGCUCCGAACAAACUUCUUGGACUGUUAUGAUGCCUUGUCGCCGAAUGACCUCGUGACAGAUUACUUUGCAAGAGCACUGUGGUUGGAAGGGGAUUACCUUUGGGAUAGAUGGACCACCGUACAGAAGAGCGAGAAGAGCAAGCCGGUGCCUGAGAACAAGGAAUGGUUUUGGACGCGGUUCUUCCGUCGAUGGUCAACACCAGCGCCAAGGUAA
Molecule: messenger RNA, 972 nt
Organism: Neurospora hispaniola
Lineage: Eukaryota; Fungi; Ascomycota; Sordariomycetes; Sordariales; Sordariaceae
Exons: 2
Coding region: 1-972 (323 amino acids)
Source: RefSeq, a predicted model, not a curated record